UCUUAAAAAAAAUACUCUAGUCUAGUCCAAAUAAUAGUUGCUGCGUGUUGUUUCUUGGUUGCUAUGGAUACCGAACGCCAGCUCAUCCACGCCAUGGACGGCUGAAAUGGAAAAAAAGUCAAGAAGCGGGAUACACAGAUGGAGACGUCAUCUCAGACCAAAGUCAGAGGAGGGCAAUGGAAGCCCACAAGAGACAGCAAGUACAGCAAGCAGACCCAGGACCUGCUGACAUCAAUGAUGCAAGAGUUCACUCUCAGCAACCGCCAAAGAAAAAAGAUCAUUGACUGUCUCAAGGAUGGCUCAGCCUUGCCACUGACCACUGAGCCUUCAUCAUCAGCUUCCUGUCUUCAGCCGAAAGCCAGUCAAUGCUACCCGAAACGUCUCCCGGUUCGGCCUCUGAGAAGGAGUGCCGUUUCUUGUCGCUCGGGAAACAACUAUGUCCGAGAAAAGUUCUGUCCUGCUCCCACAAUAGACUUAGAAAAGGAGAAGAGGAGGCUUCAAAACAUCCUGGCAACAGGACAAGAACAAGAAGAGACAGCCUCCCAUAAUGUUGCUGCGAAUCGGAAGCCGGAAGUGGUCGAGGAGAAAGACCGCUAUCAGGAAGUUCUGGAUGAGAUUCAGGAACGACGACAAUUCCUGGCUGACAUGUCCUCGCUUGGACAGGACAAGCAGUACAGCCACAUCAUUAACACAGAAAUAUCACAGAAAAUCAGGGAAUUAGAGGCGCUGAAUGGCAAACUUUCUCGGGAAGCCGUGUCUGAGCUGAGUGUGGAUUAGUUGAAAGUUUCACAUUACAUUCACAAGAAAUAAAUUACGAUAAUUCACUUG
Syngnathus acus (greater pipefish) is the source of this 828-nucleotide messenger RNA. It is a transcript of the gene c1h22orf23, whose product is annotated as chromosome 1 C22orf23 homolog. Lineage: Eukaryota; Metazoa; Chordata; Actinopteri; Syngnathiformes; Syngnathidae. The transcript has 7 exons. The coding region runs from base 139 to 777 and encodes 212 amino acids. The record is from RefSeq and is a predicted model, not a curated record.